AUGGCACGAAACGACCCCGGCCCCGAUGGUCGAGUCCAUCGCACGCGAAUCGCCGACCAAACCAUCGAAGUUGUACGCAAACAACAAAUCUGGGAUCGAGUCAACCGACGCACAUACGACCUGAAACCGUCUCUCGAAUACAUGCUUAAGAAGACGACGGUGUACAUGCCUGACGAUUUCGGGUCCUCUUUUUAUAGCCCCUCUGGCUCUUCAUCGUCCCUGCGUUGGCUUGCACUUAGCACAGCGGGUGUGAAGAGGGACAUGCCGGGAGGAAUCGGCGUAUUGAAUUUCGCCAGUGCCACUAAGCCUGGCGGUGGGUGGAGGAAUGGAGCGCGCGCUCAAGAAGAGAGCAUAGCGCGGAGUUCGACGUUGUGGAAGAGCUUGGAGGGGUCCAAUGCUCAGCCAUUCUAUGAGCUUCAUAAAAGCAUCGAAGCCAGCUGGGCGAAUGCUGCGAGAGGCGGGGGCCGAAUCGGAAUUGGGAAAGGACCUGGGUGGUACACCAAUGCGAUGGUUUGGAGUCCCAGAGUAGUAGUGUUCAAGAACGACGACGGGAACUUGGUGCGGGAGAUCGAAGUGGACGUCGUAACCAGCUGCGCGGUGAAUGCAAAGGUGGUGUCAUCGCAGGCUGGCAACAGUGCGGCUACAUGGUAUUCUCAUAAUCAGCCAAUCCCGCAACCUCAUCCUGGUUAUUCCUUUCCCACUUGGAGCCCACACUACUCGCAUCCCCAGCGUUUGCCACCUCAACAAGCAGUGGACCUCAAUGGCCUUCUCUACAUCGCCAUGAAGCACCGAAUGACACGGAUCCUUGCCCUUUUCGAAUCCAAAGGCACCACCAACCUCGUCUUGGGUGCUUUUGGAACAGGGGUAUUCGGGAACGACGUUCAAAUGGUGGUACAAAUAUGGAGAGAGCUGCUGCUGGAUCGUGACGCGAGGUUUAGGUGGUCAUUUGAGAACGUAGUUUUCGCAGUGAGGGACGAGAGAACACUGGACAUCUUCCGGAGGGGCUUCGGGGAUUAUGGCCAGGGCUCAAGGGGCGGCGGGGGCAGGGCUGUUACUAGGCCCGGGAGAGGGUGA
Molecule: messenger RNA, 1074 nt
Organism: Coprinopsis cinerea okayama7#130
Lineage: Eukaryota; Fungi; Basidiomycota; Agaricomycetes; Agaricales; Psathyrellaceae
Exons: 2
Coding region: 1-1074 (357 amino acids)
Source: RefSeq, a predicted model, not a curated record